AUGUCAGCCCCAACUCCUGUAUCUUACUCUGAUAUUGGUAAAGCCGCUUCAGAUUUGUUUGGCAAAGAUUUCCCACUUGACUAUAAGCUUGAAGUAAAAAAUACUGCUCCAAAUAAUGUUGUAAACCAAACAAUUGCUGGUGAAUUGAAAACUAAAUAUGUUUAUCCAAAACGAGGAGUCACGCUUACUCAAACAUGGACAACAUCAAAUAAUGUGAUAGCACAAAUUGAACUCGACAAUAGUCUUGCUAAAGGUUUAAAGUUUGAUUUACAAUCAAGUCUUCAACCUUCGUCUGGAAAUAAAAAUAUUAGAGGUGGUUUGAUAUUUAAACAACCGGGUUUGCACUCUAAAGCUUAUUUUGAUGUGGACAAAGGUCCCAUUCUUCAAGCUGAUACUGUGAUUGGUCAUGAAGGAUUUUUGGUUGGUGGUGAUGCCUCAUAUGAUGCGACAGAAGGCAAAAUUGCACGUUAUGGUAUAGCUGCUGGAUAUGUCGCUCCUGAUUACAAUGUUACUCUUCGUGCAACAAAUUCAAUGUCUAACUAUACAUUUUUGUAUUUUCAUCGUGUACAACCUGAUAUCGAGGCUGGUGCUAAAGCUACAUGGGAUAAUUCCAAGAGUAACACUGUUAAAAUGGAAUUUGGUGCAAAAUAUGCUUUGGAUAGACGUUCUUUUGUAAAGGCUAAAAUUGAUAAUUCUGGUUGUCUUGGACUUGGUUAUACUCAAGAGCUUAGACCAGGUGUCAAAUUAGGUUUGGGUGGACAUAUUGAUACAAGUCGUUUGAAUGAGAAUGUACAUCGAUUUG
Entrophospora candida is the source of this 802-nucleotide messenger RNA. The record is from the annotation of a GenBank genome assembly. NCBI's taxonomy places the organism in Eukaryota, Fungi, Glomeromycota, Glomeromycetes, Entrophosporales, Entrophosporaceae.